Haliaeetus leucocephalus (bald eagle) is the source of this 2281-nucleotide messenger RNA. RefSeq names its product phosphatidylserine decarboxylase (gene PISD). Gene Ontology annotation, biological process: phosphatidylethanolamine biosynthetic process. NCBI's taxonomy places the organism in Eukaryota, Metazoa, Chordata, Aves, Accipitriformes, Accipitridae. Gene Ontology annotation, cellular component: mitochondrion. The transcript has 9 exons. Bases 254 to 1495 code for a protein of 413 amino acids. The record is from RefSeq and is a predicted model, not a curated record. Gene Ontology annotation, molecular function: phosphatidylserine decarboxylase activity.
GAAAAUAUGAAGAUUACAAGUUGGAACAGCUGGAGAAGAGGGGCAUAGAGGUGCCUGUGAAGCUUGCAAGUGAGUGGGAGCUGCAACCCUCGUAGCAGAGAUUCAAGUGGGAAACAGAGGGGGAAUCCAGAGAGAAACCAGCGGGGGAAUUAGGAACUGUGACGCCGUGUCCUCUCUCCUGUGCCGGAGCAAGCAAAGGAAAGAGAGGUAGAGGAAAAAAGACUGAGCCUUGCAACCAACCAUCACCCUGACGAUGUGUCAGUCAAACACCCUGCAGGGACCAGAUCUGCACACAGGGAAAUGGCUGCGUUCAGGGAACGGCGGCAGCAGCAGCUGUGCCGGGGACCAGCACCCACAACUGGAGAGUCCAGGCCCGGCUGGCUCUGCCGGUGGUACACCAAAUAGGAGAACUCGUUUCAGGUUGCAAUUUCCCCAGCUGGCCCUGAGGCGAAGGUUGGGCCAGCUAAGCUGUAUGUCUAGGCCUGCUCUGAAACUCCGUUCUUGGCCUCUGACUAUUCUCUAUUAUCUUCUGCCUUUCGGUGCUCUUAAACCCUUGACCAGAGUGGGAUGGAGGCCUAUGAGCAGGGUUGCUCUGUACAAAUCGGUACCAACUCGACUGCUCUCACGAGCCUGGGGUCGCCUGAACCAGGUGGAGCUGCCUACAUGGCUCCGGAAGCCUGUUUACAGCCUGUACAUCUGGACGUUUGGAGUGAACAUGAAGGAGGCAGCUGUUGAAGAUCUGCAUCACUACAGAAACCUGAGCGAAUUCUUCCGCAGGAAGCUGAAACCACAAGCACGGCCAGUCUGCUGUUUGCACAGUGUGAUUAGUCCCUCUGAUGGAAAGAUCCUUAAUUUUGGACAGGUAAAAAACUGUGAAGUAGAGCAAGUAAAAGGGGUUACUUAUUCUCUGGAAUCUUUCUUGGGACCUCGCAUCUCCACAGAGGAACUGCAUUUUAGCCAGGCCCCACCUGGUAACUCUUUUCAGCAACAACUAGUCACAAAGGAGGGCAAUGAGCUCUAUCAUUGUGUAAUCUACCUUGCACCGGGGGAUUAUCACUGCUUCCACUCACCCACUGACUGGAGGGUGUCACACCGUCGUCAUUUCCCAGGCUCUCUGAUGUCUGUGAAUCCUGGAGUUGCUCGCUGGAUCAAGGAACUGUUCUGCCAUAAUGAACGGGUUGUCCUUACAGGUGACUGGAAACAUGGCUUCUUCUCUUUAACAGCUGUAGGAGCAACAAAUGUGGGCUCUAUCCGCAUCUACUUUGACCAGGACUUGCACACCAACAGUCCCUGUUACUCGAAAGGUUCCUACAAUGACUUCAGCUUCAUAUCCAACAACAACAAGGAGGGAAUCCCCAUGAGGAAAGGGGAACAUUUAGGGGAAUUUAACUUAGGCUCUACGAUUGUACUAAUCUUUGAGGCACCCAAGGACUUCAAAUUCCACCUCAAAGCUGGACAGAAAAUCCGCUUUGGAGAAGCACUGGGUUCUCUAUAGAAACUCCCUUGAGCAAGGUUUUCUAUAGAAAGGGACUCUUAUCACACCACUGAGUGUUCCACUUACUUAACAAUUAUGUAUCACUCAGCAGGACCUGGGUGAGGAAUAAAGAGGAUGUCAUUGUUAUGUUAAACUUGAGAGUAUUUGGUCUACAUUUACAAGGUGCUGAAUGCAGAAAGAGAAUUGAAUGACCAUAUAUGUAUCAGGUACAGCUGCCUUUAAAGAUGUUGAUGGUGGAGGUUUCUGUCCCACCCUGUGCCUCUAGUCUUUCAUGUCCUCCCCUCAAUGUGCCACAGGAUAAUUAUGUUCUUAGAGCCUGUAAGUCCCUUUUGAGCCUUCCUAGGCUGUGCCAGUGCAAUGGGGAAGGGUGGAGGUAGAGAUUAACUGUAUUUAAAGGGACAUUGACAAGCUGAGUCAGACCUUGUACCUUAUCUGCAAUAUCUGUUUUUCAGACCUUGAGUGAAGAAUGUGUUCUCAUAUUUAUUUUAUUUUAAGACACUCUGCUGAAGUUCUUAUAUAAAAGGCAGCCUGUGAAUGCAUAGAGCACCAAACAAUAUAAUUGGCUAGUAUGGCUUCACAGUCCAAAUUAAGCAAAAUGUAUAACAGCAUUAGUACAGUAAAUUACACUCAUCCAGGUUUUCUACUGUUGGACAACUUUAAUUCUUUGACCUGACAUUGUCCCUUUAAAAAUUGACUUUGCACUGUAUUUUAAACCUGAAAACACUGUGUCUACAUUCCAUAUGAUGAAGCUGGUCAUCUUUGGGAUUUUCUUUAAAAAAAAAAAAA